Molecule: messenger RNA, 516 nt
Organism: Elgaria multicarinata webbii
Lineage: Eukaryota; Metazoa; Chordata; Lepidosauria; Squamata; Anguidae
Product: phospholipase A2 inhibitor and Ly6/PLAUR domain-containing protein-like
Exons: 4
Coding region: 1-516 (171 amino acids)
Source: RefSeq, a predicted model, not a curated record
AUGUCGGGUGGAAACGUCAGUUCCACGGGGACAUACAAAGGCUGCCUCACUCAGUGUAAACCGAAUAUCUUCACAUUGACUACAUCCACCAAAAGAAGCGUCCAGACCAGCACAUCCUGUUGCCACUCAGAGAACUGCAAUGCAAAUCUGACUUUAAGUGUGCCUUCAGUUAGUACUUUUGAAAAUGGGGUGAACUGCCCGGUCUGUGAGAAUUACAACAACAAGAGCCAGUGUGUGGGCCAAAAUGACAUCGCCUGCACGGGCAUCGAAGACAAGUGCAUCUCCCUUAUGGGGAUAUCUAUCGUCAAAAAGGAAGACAACUUCUCUAUCAAAGGCUGUGCUACCCAGAGUGCCUGUGAUUUGGAUGUGGAUGCCCUGGUGCCCUACGCAGGAAAAAUCUACAAGCUGACUAAGAAACCAGAUUGCACUAAUGCAGGAGUCCUGGGUGCCAUCUCCUCCCAGGCCACAUUUUUGAGUGCCAUCGUUGGCAUCCUCUUACUCAAUGUCCUCUCUUGA